This is a messenger RNA of Cavia porcellus (domestic guinea pig), 3627 nucleotides long. RefSeq names its product zinc finger protein 367 (gene Znf367). The coding region runs from base 371 to 1393 and encodes 340 amino acids. Gene Ontology annotation, biological process: regulation of transcription by RNA polymerase II. Gene Ontology annotation, molecular function: DNA-binding transcription factor activity, RNA polymerase II-specific; RNA polymerase II cis-regulatory region sequence-specific DNA binding. The transcript is spliced from 5 exons. The record is from RefSeq and is a predicted model, not a curated record. NCBI's taxonomy places the organism in Eukaryota, Metazoa, Chordata, Mammalia, Rodentia, Caviidae.
GCCAAUAAGGUGGCAGUAAAGACCCGCGCGGCCACCUGGCCCCGCCCCUCCCGGUUAGAGCGUAGUUCUGCUCCGGCCAUUGGCCCGCGCGACCUGUCAAUCACCGCAGUGGCCAGCCCGAAGGGACCUCGCGGUGGAUGGCCCCGCCCAGGCGCGAAAUGUAACGCGGGAAAAGCGGGGCAGGCACCGCGGCAGCAGGUUGUUAUUUUCGGGGCUCGGCACCGCAGCUUGCGUUGGAAAGUAAAGUGAGCGGAAACUGAGGGCGAGCCGGCAGGGAAAAGGGUGCCCGCCAUGAGCGGGCAGGACUGAGCCGGCUCUGGGAGCAGCGCGGACGGGCGGGUGCUGGGUUGGGGGCCGUGGACGGCCGGCGAUGAUCCGGGGCGCGGGCGCGCCCAUGGCGGACGCCCCGCCGCUGUCCGGGGUCUUCCGCCAGGACUCCCCGAAGCGGGUGCUGGUAUCGGUCAUCAGGACCACCCCGGCCACGCCUCCGUGCGGAGGUGGCGCGGGGGAGCCGGAGCCGCCGCCGCCGCUCGCACCCACCAGCCCGGGCUUCAGCGACUUUAUGGUGUAUCCGUGGCGCUGGGGCGAGAAUGCGCACAACGUGACGCUCAGCCCCGGGGCCGCGGGCGCCGCCUCGGCCGUCCCGCCUGCAGCCGUCGUUGCCGCCGCGCACCAGGGGCUGCGGGGUGCACCCCAGCCCGCUGCCGCGGGGGGCGAGGACGAGGAGGAGGCGAGCAGCCCUGACGGCGGCCCCCUCAAGGACGGGAUCCGCCGAGGCCGCCCCCGAGCCGACACCGUGCGGGACCUGAUCAGCGAGGGCGAGCACUCCUCCAGCAGGAUCCGCUGCAACAUCUGCAACCGUGUGUUUCCUCGGGAGAAGUCGCUGCAGGCUCACAAGAGGACCCACACAGGUGAGCGGCCCUACCUGUGUGACUAUCCCGACUGUGGGAAAGCCUUUGUCCAGAGCGGGCAGCUCAAAACGCACCAGCGGCUGCACACCGGAGAGAAGCCUUUCGUUUGUUCCGAAAAUGGCUGCCUGAGCAGAUUCACACAUGCCAACCGCCACUGUCCCAAGCAUCCUUAUGCCAGGCUGAGGCGAGAGGAGCCCACGGAUGCACUCAGCAAGCGCCAGGCCGCGGACAACAAGGCUGCCGCCGAGUGGCUGGCAAAGUACUGGGAGAUGCGCGAGCAGCGCGCCCCGAGCCUGAAGGGCAAGCUGGCGCCCAAGGCGGACCAGGAGCAGCGCGACCCGCUCGAGUGCCUACAGUCGGACGGCGAGGACGACGAGAAGAGCGUCGCCCAGCAGCGGCUGCAGGAGCAGCGCGAGCGGCUGCACGGGGCGCUGGCGCUCAUUGAGCUGGCCAACCUGGCCGGCGCACCGCUGCGCCCCUAGCCGCCGCCACCCAGAAGCUCAGCACCUUACUUGCUUAUCCUAGGCUGCUAUUCUGUAGAAUUUAUGAAGAAUGUCAUCACCCCAGAAGCUGGGGUGAGAGAGAAUUGCACUUUUUUAUAUGGAAAUAGAUUACAUGUAAAGUUUAAAAUUAUUUUGUAAAUACAGACUGUAUCAUACAGGGUGGAAAACUACAUAUUGUGGGAAGCUAGAUUUUGCAAGUUUAAUGCACUCAUUGGAAGCAGUUCUCACAGGAAGCACUUUCUGAAUAAGACGCUUGAGUGAAAGAGCAGAAAAUGGUACAGAGAGCCAAAGAAGGUUGAAAUGGAUUAUUUAUGAGAUCAUUUUUAACAAUGUAUAUUAGUAUGUUUUAACAAUACUGUAAACACUGAGGCAGGCAAGGAACUAUAGUUUUUAAGAUAUAUAUUUUUAAAUUGCCCAAUAAGGCUAGAGAAAUGGGAAGCUAUUUGGGAAGAUGUUCCAAGUUAAGGUCUUGGAAGAAAAUCGGUAUUUGUGGAUCUUGGUAAGAUACACAAUAGUUCAGAAGUUUGAAAAUUGGAGUAAAGUCAGUCUUAUUCUACCCCACUAUAAUGUUUUAAGUUUGAAAAGCACUUGCCACCCCUCACAUGUUAAUGGGAACUUUUGCACAUUUCACAUUUCUCAUUUGCUGAAAAUUGAGUGAUUAAUCUUGCAAAGUCUAGGUAACUUGGGAACUGGUGUUUUUUUUUUUUAUGUAUAUGAUGGGCCCUGUAAUGAGAUUUGGCACUUGGAUUUUUAUUAAUAAAAGGGACAUCUACAGGGUUGUUUUGUAGUGAAAUGUUUUAGCUCUUCUGUUAGCAAACACUAAAUUUUAAUUGUACUGCUUAUUUAGAAUUAUUAGCAAAUGGAAGCCUCCAUAUUUAUAUUUCCAGUGCAUAAAGCCACCUUCUGCUUUACUUCAGAAUAACAUGCCGAGCUAUUUUGCGUUCACUAAAUCUAGCUAUCAGUUAAACACUGCAGAAAACAAUAGCUACUCAAAUAGGUAGAUUUUUGGAAUAGUUUAAACUGCAAGUGUAUUAACUCGUGUGGUGGUUCAAAACCAUUUUUUCCCCAAAUAGAUGAAGCUGAUAAACACCACUUUAUAUACUGAAGCAGGACCGAAAUGUCCAAAACGGAGCAGGCCGCCUCCUUUUGAUUAAGCAAAAACCUCUAUCAUGUGAGCUUUCGUUGUAGACGGAAUGAAAUGAAACGGCAUGCAUAGCAUGGUAAUUUAUAGACUGCUUAGCUGGAGUAGACCUCCACAAUCUAGAGGGAAAGACAGGCUCGGCAGCUCCUUUCUUCCUUUGAGUUGCAGUGGGACCCUCCAAGUGUGGCUUAUCUUCCCUGAAAUGUAGGCUUCAUAUCCCAAAGUCCUGAAGAGUGGCAGUACACAGGUAGUUUCACAUGCGGGCGUGGGGAGGGCGCCAUGUAGAUGUUCUGAAGAGGAGCAUAAAGAGUGAAGGAAGACAUGGCAGUUACAAAUGAUGUGUAUGAUGAGGACAUACUUUAAAAUAUAAUUCCUCUGUACAGUAAGUGGCAGAUCUUUAGGGAAUUUUUGUAAUAAGAGAAUUUAUAUUUGUAAUGGUCUAAGAGUUCUGUUUGUAAUUUGGUAUAUAGACUUUUAACUUGGAGCACUUAUAAGCGUGGUAACAGACCAUAGCAUCUGAAUUUUCCUGGUUUAGGUUGCAACAUUGACUCAAAUUUUGCUUCUCAACCAUAAUUUAUAUGAAUUGAAAAGCAACAUGUGGUCAGUCUUGGGAAAUGUCAAAUCUGAUAAACUCACCUAAAGAAGGAAGGGCAAUAAAAGUACAAGUAUUUGUCAGUUCACAGAUAAUAAAAAAAGUCUAAGGCCUUUAAAAAACAAGGAUUUUUGAUUGUUUUUUCAACGAGCUUUUGUAAACCAUAAUAGUUAUAAUCACAAAUAUUUUUAUUUGUAUAAUUGGAACAGUUUAAGAAAUUAUUACAAUUCUUUAGAAACAUUUUAAAAGUUCUCUUUUGAUAUAAGCUAUAUACUUGGACAAAAUAUAUUGGUGUCUAAAAUUUGAGGUGUGUUAAGACUGCUUUUUGUUUUAAAAAUGUGGUUUACAUUCAAAUUUUUGAAGUGUUUUAUGCUUCAUACAGCUAAGUUGUAGUUUGGCAGAGUUAACAGCAUAGAAUAAACAUGCUGUAAUUUUAAAAGAUGCUUUGAAUAAAAAUUUAUUUUAAUUUAAAGUUUAAAA